Prunus armeniaca (apricot) is the source of this 4962-nucleotide messenger RNA. The record is from the annotation of a GenBank genome assembly. Lineage: Eukaryota; Viridiplantae; Streptophyta; Magnoliopsida; Rosales; Rosaceae.
AUGGUUGGAAGCAAGCGCACGAGGAGUAAAACCGCCGCGAUGGCUCAAUCCGUGACGGCCCAAAGCCACUCCACCCACGAUCCCGCGAUCAACAUGGUGGCACCACCACCUCUCGCCACCGUGCCACCUACCGGACCCGCGACCGAAUCUAGCAACCUCCGUGGCACCGCCGCCGAACAUGGUGGAACCUCCCAUCAAGGUGGGCUCGUUACCACCACCGACUUAGGCCCGGUCUUGGAGCAACUUCAAGCGUUCCCUCCAUUGCCUCCACGCUCGACACACGCUCUCGCGUACACCUCCAGUGAAACCCUAGCCCGUGUGCAAUUGGGCUCCACACGCUUCUCUCCUCCCGAUCCACAAAGUCAAGCAGAUCUCAACCUGAGAGUUGACCAGCUAGCUCAGAGAGUGGACGACCAAAACGCUCUUAUGAGGCAGCUCCUUAAUCAAAUAAGCGUGGCUCAAAAUCUUGGCCUUGGACAACCAGGCGAAGUGAGAAGAAUAGACAAACACACCGGUGGGCAGCUCAACGGGCACCAAGCGGGUCGAGCAGGAGCGAGCAGACAAGGGGAUGCACAACCACGUGAUCAGCUUGCCGACAUGUCGCGAGCAUCUGCAAGCCACACACAAAGCAACGUGCGAGAAAGGCUUGGCCCACGACUUGACGUCCGUGCUCGCCUGGGCCCGCAGGGGAAUGUACUUCAAAGGCUAGGCUCCCAGGGAGAUCAAACUGACAAUCGCCGCAAUGAGGAUCGUGAAGAGAGGCGCUCCGCUGCCCACUCGCAGAGAAAUAUUCACGAAAGGCUAGGGCCCCAGGGAGGUCAACCCGAUAACCCUCGCAAUGAGGAUCGUGAAGAGAGGCACUCCAUUGCCCGCUCUCGGAGAACCAACUCUCGCCGUCAAGCUGCAGAAAAUCCCUCGCAAUCACAGUCCACCAACACGCCUCCUAGGCAUCGCGGACGAGAGGACCGACCCUUGCAGACCAACGAGGAGGUCAAUCAGCGUCGCUCGAAUCGCAAAAGGCGCCAACGUGAUCGACCAGCACUGCGCGUGGAAGAUGUUGAGAAGCUUGUGAAUGACCGACUUCGAGACUUGAAGGCUAGCGGGAACCUCGAGGAUGCACUACGUAAGGAGAUGGACCAAGCGAUCUCUACUCCUUUCACCCCUGAAAUCGAGCAGGCUACUCCCCCGAAGCGAUUCUCAACGCCUUCUUUUACGCAUUUCAAGGGAGAUUCCGAUCCCGAGAGCCACCUAAAACACUUCAAAAGUGUCAUGAUCCUCCACAAGGCCGACGACGCACUGAUGUGCAAGGCAUUUGCAAUGACAUUGCGAGGAGCAGCUCAGGACUGGUUCCACACCCUGCCAUCUGGGUCGAUCAACAGUUUCAAGGAGCUUGCCUAUGUCUUCACUAAAGAAUACACUUCUUAUCGGACGAUCAAGAAGAACCCAGAUCAUCUGUUCAACCUGCGCAAGAAGCCCGACGAAUCCAUUCGAGAUUACAUCAAGAGGUUCAAAGCAGAAAAGGCCAACAUCGUAGGGUGCGACGACCAAAUCGCAUCAUCUGCCUUCAAGAAAGGUCUUCCAGCAGAACACGAGUUAUACCGCGAGCUGACUAUCACUCCCAGCCAGACUUUAGCAGAGGUCUUCGCGACCGCAGAACGCUACGCGCUCUGGGAUGACGAUCGAAUUGCCGCGAAGAAGUCCACUGAGCAGGGAGAUCAGCAGACCAAGCGGGCGGGCCUAAGAAGCGAUGGAUUUAGCAACAAGAACAAGGACAAGCGCAGGUCACACCCACAAGAGGACGCUAAGGCAGGAGAGAACUACACCAAGUUCACUAUCCCUAUACAUCAAAUCCUAGCCCAAGUGAAAAACAAACCUUGGGUAAGAAGACCGCCACCCUUGAAAGGAGAUCCAGACAGGAGGGAUACUAGCAAAUACUGUGCCUUCCAUGGGACGCAUGGACACACUACGAACAACUGCUUCGCUUGGAAAGCACACCUCGAAGAACUCGUGAAGGAAGGUCACUGCACAGAAUUCAUCGCUAAGCAGGCCAUCCAACAGAUAGAGGACCGCGACACCACCAAGAAGCCGCCCCAAAAGGUCAUAAGGAUUAACACAAUCCUAGCCGACUCCGAGGAAUCUGGGUUGACCAGCAAGGAAAAAAAAAGGAAGAUCAAACAAGCCACUAUGAUCUCCCAAGUCUCAACCGACAUUCCGCUAGCAGAAGACGACCCUAUAAUCGGCUUCCAAAAGAAAGAUCUAAUUGGCCUUGAUCUACCACACAAUGACGCUCUUGUCAUCAGCAUUCAAAUCGCUCAGGCCAUGGUCGGCCGAAUCCAUGCAGACGAGGGCAGUGCGGCCAACAUCCUACAAUUGACAGUUAUCCAACAGAUGGGCUUAGAGGCAAAGAUCAAUAAAUCAGCCAAGUCACUGACUGGUUUCAAUGGAGCAACAACGGUUACCGUGGGCACGAUAGAGCUCGACGUCUACGCCCCACCUGCAGACCAUGGAUCAGCAAGAUCAAUGCCAUCACCUCCGCCACGCAUCAGAAGAUUCGCUACCCCAAUUCCUUUGGGUGGGAUCGGCCAAAUCGACAGCGAUCAGGCGAUGGCGAGGAAAUGCUCAGCUCAAGGGCUGAAGAAAGGCAAGCAAACACAGUUCCUCCCUGUGAAUCAAGCAGAUCUAAAGGGAGUAGAACAAGCAGAUGAGGAAGCAGAUCCCCAAUCAAAGAAUCAGGACCAAGUUGAGGGAAUCCGUCCGGAGGUCUAUCCUGAAGAAGGAUGGAAGCCCGAGGAGGACGUUGAGCUAGUACCCCUUGAUCCUGACAAGCCAGAGAGAACAGCGCGGAUCGGCUCGCGCCUAAGCCAGGAGGAAAAGGCAGAGCUUGUAGCCUUCCUCCAGAACAACAAAGACGUAUUUGCAUGGUCACCAUCUGACAUGCCUGGCAUCGAUCCCCAGAUCAUCUGCCAUCGCCUACACGUCAACCCAGCCAUCAAGCCUGUAGCGCAAAAGAGACGCAACUUCGCCCCCGAGCGAGUCGCCAUCAUUGAAGCCGAGAUCGACAAGCUUCUAGUUGCCGGUUUCAUUGAAGAAGUCUCAUACGCAGAAUGGCUGGCGAACGUUGUUCUAGUAGCAAAGAAAGAUAAAGGCCUGUGGAGAGUGUGCGUCGACUAUACUGACCUCAACAAGGCAUGUCCUAAAGAUAACUUUCCACUGCCGAGAAUUGACCAGCUCGUCGAUUCAACUUCCGGCAAUCAACUGCUAAGCUUCAUGGACGCCUACUCCGGUUACAACCAGAUCAUGAUGCAUGAAGACGACAAGGCAAAGACCUCUUUCAUCAUCGAAAGAGGUACCUACUGCUACAAGGUCAUGCCCUUUGGGCUGAAGAACGCCGGAGCAACCUACCAAAGGCUGGUGAAUAAAAUUUUCAAGGAGCAAAUUGGCAAGACUAUGGAGGUCUACGUAGACGACAUGCUAGUCAAAGCUCCCGAGCGAGCAGACCACAUCGAGAAUCUUGCCGAGGCAUUCAGCAUACUCCGAAAAUACAACAUGAAGUUGAACCCGAGCAAAUGCACAUUUGGAGUCUCGUCCGGCCGAUUCCUUGGAUACUUAGUCACCCAAAGAGGAAUUGAGGCACAUCCAAAUCAAAUCAAGGCUAUACUCAACAUGAAGUCACCUGCCACAACAAAGGAGAUACAAAGUCUAACGGGUAGGGCGGCAGCUCUCAACCGAUUCCUCUCUAGAUCUACCGACAAAUGCAGGCCAUUUUUCAAAGCCUUGAAGAAGGGACACAAGGAUAAGUGGGAUGACGAGUGUGAAGUAGCUUUUCAAAACUUGAAAACUUACCUCACUUCACCUCCAUUGCUCUCAAAGCCGAUACCAGGCGAAGACUUGUACAUCUACCUAGCGGUGUCCGACUCAGCUGUCAGCUCAGCUCUCAUCCGAGAAGAGCUGGGGGCACAACAUCCGGUAUUCUACACUUCAAAAGCUCUCCUCGAUGCAGAGACUCGCUAUCCGAAAAUGGAGAAGCUCAUUUUUUCGCUUGUGGUUUCUGCGAGAAAGUUAAGGCCAUACUAUCAAGCACACCGGAUAAUUGUCAUAACAGAAUUUCCUUUGAGAUCGAUCCUUCACAGCCCCGACGCUUCUCAGCGACUCAUGAAAUGGGCUAUCGAACUCAGUCAAUACGACCUCCUCUACCGGCCGAAGACUGCUAUAAAAGCCCAAGCUUUAGCAGAUUUUGUUGUAGAGUUUACUCCGACAGCCGAAGAAGAGAAGAUGUUGCAUGUAGACGGAGCAUCAAAUCACAAAGGAGCGGGAGCAGGAGUCGUCAUAAUCACCCCAGACGGAACCUUGUUGGAACAAGCUAUCACACUAGGCUUUUCUGCUUCAAACAACGAGGCAGAAUAUGAGGCACUGCUUGCAGGACUACGCCUAGCGAAAGAACUGUCGAUCAAGAGACUGGCCAUCUACUUAGACUCCCAACUAAUCACGAAUCAAGCCUCAGGCGAGUACAUGGCAAAGCAUCCAAGAAUGGUCCAGUACCUCGACAAAGUCCAAGGACUUUUGAAAGAAUUCCCUACUUUCACCAUCCAACAAAUUCCACGGGCAGAGAACACUCAUGCAGAUGCGUUGGCGAGCCUAGGAUCAGCACUGGACACCCAAUUCAGACGCUCCAUCCCAGUUGAACACCUUAACCGGCCAAGCAUCGAAGAAAUAGAGCCGAUCGACUCAAUGCAGAUUGAUGAGGACCCCAGCUGGCAAGACCCUAUCAUCGACUACUUGGUGAAUGGAAACCUGCCAACGGAUAAGUCCGAAGCUAGGAAGGUCCAGCAGAAGGCCGCGAGAUACUAUAUGCACGGCAGCAAGCUCAUCCGUAGAUCAUACUCCAGCCCUCAUCUCACCUGCAUAAAGUACCCUCAAACACUUGAAGUCCUCUGCAAAAUUCACUCGCCCAGAAAACUCUGA